This is a messenger RNA of Amoebophrya sp. A25, 583 nucleotides long. NCBI's taxonomy places the organism in Eukaryota, Dinophyceae, Syndiniales, Amoebophryaceae. The record is from the annotation of a GenBank genome assembly.
CCUGAGUGGCACUGGUAGCGAAAUUCUCGGAAGACACGGUCAAAAGCCUGGUGAAGGCUUUGACAUGCAACUUUUUCAUAGUACAAUUGCGAAGCAGGCUGUGCAAAACGCACACCGCGGUGAGUCCUUCUUCUUGUCGCUUCCGGGUGACAACACGCGCUCUUUUGCCUCCGCAGUAGGACCGUCUGAGAAAGAUAUAACCGCAACCUUUCAGCGAAGCGAGUACGCCCAUUUGCAGGUCUGUCAAAUGCCGUGUCCGCUGGACGAGAUGCCAAAGACUGUUCUCCGCGUUGCAACAAAACGAGACGUGCCCACCUCGACUACGCCUUUAAAUGCAGCUGCAUUCGGCAUAGAUGAGACUUCACCAAGACCCCUUCUACCAAUUGAUUUCUAUUUCCGCGAGUUCUUUGCUGAGUUCCGCAGCGCAGGCUCCGCUGAGGGCGCUCUGUCCUCUGUUUCACACUCGAACUCGAGUAAAGACAGCAACCUUGGAGAGACGAUGGCCGCCUAUCUGAAUAUUUUAGAAAAAGCUGCAAGAAAGACCAGGACGAAGGACUCCUUGAUGCCUCAAUCUCCAAUACAC